AUGAGUUAUACGACGAUGCCCAUUAGCAUGAACAAAUUGGAGGGUUCCUCUGCUAAAACGGCAGAUCAUCCCACGAACGGCUUCACACAUACACACAUAUCUUCCGAUUUGAGCCCGGCGCAAUCGCCAUCUCCGGCUCCAUCGCAACAAGAACUCGAGCAGAUAUGGGAAUGGAACGCUACAGUGCCGGAAGUGGUCCAGGGCUGCGUUCACGACUUGAUUACAGAGAUAGCCGAGAGCCAGCCAGAUGCAUUGGCAGUUUCUGCCUGGGACGGCGACUUCAGUUACAUUCAGCUCGAUGCUCUGGCGAAUGAGAUGGCCCGUGGCAUCGCUUGUCUCACGAUUCCUCCUGGAUCGUUCAUACCCAUCCUGUUGACCAAGUCAAAAUGGACCCCAAUUGCUAUGCUAGGGAUCAUUAAGGCAGGAUAUGCGGCCAUUGCUCUUGACACAACACAGCCUGAUGCAAGACUAAGAUCCAUUGUCGAGCAGACGGGGCCAAAGAUCAUUGUUUCGUCCUCCGCACUUUGUGGGAGAGCUCGUUCACUGGCAGAUAUGCCCGUGUUCCAGAUUGACGAUGAGCUUUCGGGCGCGGCAGCUCACCCGUCCGAGCAUUCAACUCAUCUGCCAGACGUUUCGCCAUCGGACAUAGUCUAUAUCUCCUUUACCUCCGGCACGACUGGACAGCCUAAAGGCGCCUGUAUCAGCCACGCCAACGUGAGGAGCGCUGUCUUCCAUCAGGGUGCAAAACUGGGCUUUCACCGAGGAUGCCGCACCUUCGACUUCGCUCCAUAUUCUUUCGAUGUAGCAUGGAGCAACUUCCUUCAUACUAUUUGUGCGGGUGGCUGCCUCUGUAUCGCGCGGGAUGAUGACAUGCUGAGAAACUUGUCCGCGAGUAUCACCUCUUUCAAAGCAACACUCAUCAACAUUACUCCAACGGUACUGCGGACUCUCAAUCCCAUCCCGUCGACGCUACAGACAGUCCUCCUGAGUGGCGAAAUGCCCUAUCGCGAAAACGUGACUCAAUGGGCAGGACGCGUGAAGCUCUUGAACACUUACGGGCCAACCGAGUGCACUUUCAAGUGUGCCUUCUCUGUCAUUGACCCUUCCCAGGAGGAUCGUCCAGACAUCGGAAAAGGAAUGGGCUUCUCUACUUGGCUUGUCGACCCACUCGGAGGUGAUGGAUUGGUGCCCAUCGGCUCAGUGGGAGAGCUAUGGCUCGAGGGCCCUCUUGUUGGCCAAGGUUACCUGGGCGAUCCUCAGAAGACGGCUUCAGCUUUUAUCAGUGAUCCCAAGUGGCUGCUUGCUGGAAGCAAUGACUUCAAUGGCAGACCGGGACGACUUUACAAGACAGGAGAUUUGGUGAGGUAUACGACUGAUGGCAGAUUGUCCUUCAUCGGUCGCCAGGACACUUCCCAGCAGAAGGUCAGGGGCCAAAGGGUCGAGAUUGGGGAUGUUGAGCACCACGUGCAGGCGUGCUUGGGCAACACUGUCCCAGCAGUCGUAGAGGUUAUAGUCCCUCAGGGCGGCGACAGCAAAUCUCUGGCCUUGUUUGUCGAAGUCAAAGGCCAGGACAAGAACGAGGUGAAGCGCUCGAUCGACGGCCUUGCGGACAAAAUGCGAGAGGUGUUGCCAGCCUUCAUGAUACCUAGUAUCUACCUGCCGAUUGACAAAAUGCCGGUUGCUUCGACUGGCAAAGUAGAUCGACGCCGUCUCAGGGAGAUGGGAAGCUCAAGGACCUGGGGCGAACUCUUGGCGUUGCAGUCAACAAUCAUGUCCGACAACCAGUACCACCAACCUCAUGACGGGAUUGAACGACAACUCGCCGAUAUCUGGGCAACGGUUCUAGGAUUGGAUGGCAACCAUGUCAGCCGGACCGAUAGCUUCCUUCGGCUGGGAGGUGACUCCAUAGCAGCCAUACGGGUGGUUGCUGCCAGUCGAGAGAAAGACCUUGUGCUGAGCGUCGCAGACCUGUUCACAGCCCCAGUCCUUCACGAUCUGGCCGAGGUCACCAGAAGUCGGGAUCAUUCGCAAGACCAAGAAACCAUUCCACCAUUCUCCCUGCUCUCUGGCGCGAGGAAUCAUACCAGUCUCUGUGAAGAAGCUGGGAAACUAUGCGAUGUCGAGCCACCCGACAUCGAGGAUGUGUACCCGUGCACACCACUUCAGGAGGGAAUGCUAUCUAUGACGGCAAGGAAAGACUCCAAGACCACAUACGUAUCGAGGACUGCUUUUGAGCUACCAGAACACACGGACGUGGGUAAGCUUCAGAGUGCCUGGGAAAAGACUGUCCAGGAUGCCGCCAUCACUCGCACACGCAUCGUGGACAUCCCAAAGGAAGGCCUCGUGCAGGUCGUCGUGAAGGGACCAAUACCAUGGCAUAGAACGUCGAACCUCGAGGACUUCUUCGCUGUUUCGGAGUUAAUGGGUCUGGGCACCCCGUUGUGUAGAGCCGGAGUGGUGGCGACCAAUACCACGCUCAGUUUCGUUCUAGAGAUGCAUCAUGCUGUCUUCGAUGGAUGGUCGAAUGCACUCAUCCUGGACGCGGUUGAGAUGGCUUACCGUCAAGGCCACACUCAAUUACAACCCUUCUCGCCCUUUCAGUCAUUCAUUAAAUAUUUGUCUUCCACCACGAGCGACGAAGCGACCGCGUUCUGGCGAGAUCAGCUCAUCAACUCCGAGGCCACAGUCUACCCCCCUCCCAGUUCUCACCCGAAGCAGAAGCUGGACACGGAUCACCAUGUGUCUGGCUUACAGUGGCCACAGAGUGGAAUCACCCGGUCGUCAGUCGUUCGUUCAGCACUGUCACUCCUGUUAGCUGCUUACACCAACUCCGACGAUGUCAAGUACGGAGCCACUGUUAGCGGCAGAAGCGCUGCGGUCCCGGGUGUAGAUCGAAUCGCUGCUCCUACCAUAGCCACAGUCCCAGUCCGAGUGAAGUUCGAUUGGGAUCAGACGGUGGAAAGCCUACAACAUCAGAUUCAGAGACAGGCGGUUGCCGCGACCCAAUAUGAGCAGCUCGGCCUUCAGCGCAUUCAGAGCAUUGAGGACAUCAAAGAGGCCAGUCAGUUCCAGCUCUUGCUCGUAGUGCAGCCAGCACAGCGAGGGAGUAGCCAAAAGCCAGGAGGCUUGUUCUCUCAGGCGAAGACUGUCGUUACGGCUACCGACAUUACCAGAGAGAACGGUACAGACGAUACCUAUGAUCCGGCGAAAGACGAAGCGCCAUCGACUUUGAAGCUCGUGACGAAAGACGGGCACGUCGACAGCAUGGGUGCCUACAACUCCUACGACAUGAUGAUCAUAGCCCAGUUAGAGGACACUGGCAUCACCCUAAAGGCCAACUACGACACUGGGGCGAUCGAGCCAAAGGCCGUCCAACGCAUGCUCAUGCAGCUGGAACACUUGCUCCGACAACUUUGCGAUACUGGGCUUGCAGCUAAUAAGCUCUCAACCAUCGAUGCUCUCACCAAGGAUGACGCCGACCAUAUCUGGAUGUGGAACAGAUCACUACCCGAAGCAGUGAGCGAGCCCGUGACUGCCAUGGUGGAUAGCUGGGCCGCGGAUGCCCCGAAUUCCACUGCUAUCUCGUCUUGGGACCAGACAUUAGAUUACGUCCAGCUUCAAGGUCUCAUAAUUAGCCUCGUGGAUCGUUUGCGGGAACGAGGUGUCGGUUUCGGGUCAAUCGUGGUGUUGAGCUUCGAGAAAUCGUCGUGGCUAGUAGUGUGCAUGCUUGCUGCACUCAGGAUAGGCGCGAUCGCACUCCCGCUCUCUUCUCCUACUUCAGCGCAACGUUCUCGUGAGGUUUUCGAGUCUAUCAAGCCGCAGUUCGUAAUCACGUCGACUCAACAAUCACCAUUUGAUGUCUUGAUCCCGACCCUUACUAUAUCCGACCUCUUACAACCCAGUCAACAACCGCAAACGAAUGGCUUCGACCUACAUCAAAGGACACCAGGGACGACUGACCCUGCUUUGAUACUCUUCACUUCCGGAUCGACGGGUACCCCAAAAGCGAUUCUCUGGAGUCACGCUGUCUUAUCCAGCAACGUCCGAGCCCACGCCGCCUCGUUCGGAGUCAAUAGCACCAGCAGGGUAUUCCAGUUCGCCGGGUACGACUUCGAUGUGAGCACAGUUGAAGCACUCUCAACCUUGGCCCACGGUGGCUGCCUAUGCAUUCCGUCCGAGUCAGAUCGCACCAACCGACUUGCCGCGGCUAUUAAUGAAGUCAACGCGAACUGGCUGUUCUUAACGCCCUCCAUUUUGGAGAACCUGGCCCCCGAGAAGAUACCAACAGUACAAACGAUCGCGACAGGAGGCGAGAAAGUGUCCGAGAGGCUCGUCUCGAAGUGGGUUGAGAGUGUGGAUAACGUGUACAACUGGUUUGGACCUGCUGAAGCCUCCGUUGCAGCGACGUACCGUUAUCAGAAAGCGCACUGGAAACCUGGCAUAAGCGGCCGAAGUACGGCUGGGCUGACCUGGCUUGUUGAUCCCAAGGAUUCGCACAAGCUGGCUCCGGUAGGGGCGGUCACUGAGCUGUGUAUGGAGGGGCCGAUCGUGGCAAGCUAUACCGGUGUUAGCGGUCCGGAUCUGAACGAGGCGACGUUGUUCUCGCCACGGUGGCUUUUGGACGGCUACGGGGAUGUGCCUGGUCGGCAUGCCCAUGUAUAUCGCACAGGUGACCUGGUUCGAUACGAUAGCGAUGGGGCGAUCAUCUUUCUGGGCCGGAAACAUGACUCCCAGAAAAAGCUACGAGGACAGCGGGUCGAGCUGGGUGACAUCGAGGUUCGCGCGCAAUCCUUUUUGUCAGGAAAGCUGGAUGUCAGGGUAGUGGCAGAGAUAUUCGCCCCAGCCCUGAGUGAUGUUGAGAUCCUGGCCCUGUUCAUCAGCCCGGGGAAAAUCGCGGACAUAAUUACAGCAACAGGUGAGAAUCUCACCCAAGACAUCGUCACGCGCGUCAAACAGUUGCUUCCCGUGGAUGAGCUAGAGGAAGACCUCUUGAGAUACCUCCCUACAUACAUGAUUCCGAAGGUCUACGUCCCCAUCCCCGAGAUGCCCAUGAAUAACUCAGCCAAGACAGACAGGCGACGUCUGCGUCAGAUAGGGAGUUCACUCACCUACGAAGAGUUGGCCGAAAUGCAACCUUCUCGUCGCGAAACCAGACAACCCUCCACAAGCAUGGAAAAGCGCCUGCAGAAGCUCUGGGCGGACACUAUCGGUAUCAGAACAGACGCAAUCAGUGCCAAUGACAACUUUCUUCGCCUCGGAGGCGAUUCUAUCACUGCUAUGCGGCUCGUAGCGUCAGCCCGUAACCAAGGCCUUGCACUGACCGUUGCCGACGUAUUCGAGGCGCCGCAGCUUGAGAAGAUGGCGAACAGGAUGAAGUACGAUGCGAGUUCUCCUGGACAGGAGAUACGUCCCUUUUCCCUACUUGGUCCUGACAUCAGCGAAAGCGAAGCUCGAUCGCAUGCUUCCCGGCUAUGUUCCAUACCAGAGUCCCGGGUGGUAGACGUGUUCCCGUGUACAGCUCUCCAGCAAGGACUGCUGGCGCUGGGCACCCGGAGGCUGGGUCGAUAUGUUUCUCGUAGCAUACUUGAACUGCAGCCAGAUAUUGAUGCGGACAAAUUGCGGACGGCGUGGCUGGCCACUGUCGAGAAAUUGCCUCUCCUGCGAACACGCAUCUUCGACCUUCCAGGACGCGUAUUCGUACAGGCUGUGCUCGACAACAACCCCCUACGCUCCACCAACGAUGUCAAUGCGGCCGCCUUGAUUGGACGCGUGUUUGUACUCACGAUUCAUCACUGCGUAUAUGACGGAAAUGUACUCAAGAUGAUUCUUGAAGAGUUCCAGGCGCAAUAUCUCGGAGAAGCAGGGAUGACCGUCACACCUUUCAAGAACUUCAUACACCAUCUCAGCAACAUCAACCCAGAGGAAGCAGCUAACUUCUGGAGAGGGCAGCUCUCCAAUGCAGAGCCGAAACAGUUCCCUGUUCUUCCUUCCGCAACGUACGAGCCGCAGGCAGAUGAGUACUUGUUGCACAACAUAGAAAUCGAAUGGCCAAAGACAGGGGUAACGGCGGCCACCAUCAUUCGUUCCGCCUGGGCCCUUCUUGCUACCCAAUACACGUCUUCUAGCGACGUGUUUUUCGGGCUCACUGUCAAUGGGCGACAAGCGGACAUGAGAGGGUUAGAAAACUGCGCCGGCCCUACCAUAUCAGCAGUGCCCAUAGCGAUUACUGUCGAUUGGGACGAGACGCUCCAGGGGUUUCUCAGUCGGAUGCAACGGCAUAUGACCGAGAUAACUCCCUACGAACAGUACGGCCUGCAGAACAUCCAGCGACUCCGCGGAGACCUGGACCACGAUGCCCGUCUUCUCCAAACCCUCCUUGUGGUGCAGCCGGUGGCUAGCGGGAAAAGCCUCGACGAGGACAGCAUGCUUUUCAAGGCCCGCAGCUUCUCCUCCAACCUCGAUACGCUGGGCACCGACCCCUUCAACAACUACGCAUUAAGCGUGAUAUGCGAGCUUGCACCAUCGGAAUUGCGCGUCCGAAUGAGCUUCGAUGGCAAGAUCAUGGACAGGGAGCAGGUCGGCUGCAUGACAAAGCAAUUUGAAGCAGUUCUCAGACAGCUAUGUGCGGAACAGACCGGGAACGCGACGCUUGAUUCCAUUCAGACAGCCAGCAGCGACGACCUCGAUCUCUUCUGGGCCCAGAACGCGGAACUGCCUCCGGAACCGGAGCUGACAGUGCCUGAGCUGAUUGCCGAGAACGCGAGGAAAGAACCAGAUGCCGUUGCCAUCGAUGGUUGGGAUGGGCAGUUCACUUACAGGGAGUUUGACGAUCUCUCGACCUUGCUUGCGCGAGGCUUGAUCAGUCUGGGGGUGAAGCCACGGUCUGUCGUUGCGCUGAAUUUUGAGAAAUCGAAGUGGGUGCAUCUAAUCCAACUCGCUGUCCUGAAAGCUGGGGCGGUCGAAACAGUGCAGUCUCUUGCUGUACCAGACCUUCGCAUCAAAACCGUCUUCGAGAAUAUCGGAGUGGUCCUCGCAGUCGUCUCGGAAACACGCCGUGCAAUAGUCUCGGCUUACGCACCCUGCUAUACCGUGCAGGAAUUGUUGAAUAUCUCAGAUGCUGCUUCCCACGGAGGAGAUCCUGUCAGUCUGCCGACCCAGAGCAUGGAGGACCCGGCCGUGAUUCUUGUAUCGUCAGGCAGCACAGGCCAGCCCAAGCAGGUCCUCUGGAGCCACCGAUCCCUGGCAGCCAACGCCGAAGCGCACGGCGACUAUCUCGGGGUCAACCCCGGUACGAGACUCUUGCAGUUCGCCUCGUACGACUUUGAUAUCAGCACGAUAGAGUCCUUCUCUACUUUCGUGCAUCUGGGCUGCGUGUGCGUCCCUUCAGAGGAGGAGAGGCUGAACGCAACGACAGAUGUCAUCAACCGCUUCGCUGUUCACUUCAUGAACAUCACGCCGUCGACGGCCAAGGCAAUCCGCCCAGAAGACGUGCCCGACGUUUCCAUCCUCGUUCUGUCUGGGGAGAAUGUCACCAAAGAUGCCGUCGACAGAUGGAAAACCCACAAGUGCCAAGUGCUCAACUGGUAUGGCUCGGUUGAGAACACUGGGACGAUUUGCGAUGCCGGUGGUGACGACUGGUACACAGGAGUCGUCGCCCGGAUCUCGCUCAAGCAACCAGUCCUGUGUUGGCUCAUCGACCCGAGAAACCACGACAGGCUAGUGCCGUUUGGUGCCGUCGGUGAGAUCGCCCACGAGGGGCCACUGAGUGCUGUCGGUUACGUUGGCAACGAGACCCUGACGGUACAGAAGUUCCGCAAUAACCCAAUAUUCCUCACGUCUGGCCACGGCUCCACGACCGGAAGGCGCAAUACCAUAUGCUGCUCCGGAGAUCUGGGACGGUACGAUAACCUCGGCAACCUGGUGUACAUGGGCAGGAAAGACGCCCAGCUCAAGAUCCGCGGCCAGCUUGUGGCCCCUGAAGAGGUACAGCGCCACGUCCAAGAGUACGUGCGGAAGUCGCUUGCGCUCCCUAAUGGCUCUGAAGAUAUCCGAGUGGUGGUAGACGCCAUAAAGUCCCAGUACAACGACACCCUGCACCUGGUGGCUUUCUUGGGUCUAGCGAGCGAGGAAGAAGUCCAGACAGCGACGACUGGUCUCAACGAAUGGCUGAAGAGGGUGCUGCCUGUAUAUGCCAUCCCGGUAUACUACAUACCAGUCCCAGAGUUCCCCCUGAACGCAAACCGCAAACUAGACCGCAAUCGUCUCCGCGAGAUGGGCACAUCCUUUGACCCGUCCCGUCAGGCAUCAAGUGUCAAGAAGCGAGGUCCCACUACGCAGGCGGAGAAGAGGCUUGCGCAGUUAUGGUCUCGUGCUCUAGGCAUCGACGUCGACUCGAUCACAGCCAGCGAUAGCUUCUUGCGGGUGGGCGACUCCAUCCAAGCUAUGCGUCUGGUCGGUAUCGCGCGGCAGGAAGGACUGUUGCUUUCAGUGGCCCAGGUCUUUCAACACCCAACACUGGAGGAGAUGGCCAAAGUGCUAAAGAAUGCGAAAGGCAGUGGCGAGAAAGACACCAUAGCCCCCUUCUCACUUCUGAAUCCGGAUCAAGACGUCGACACUGCGCGUGGAGUCUCUGCGUCACUGUGUGGUGUUAGCAAGGAAGACAUCGAAGACCUUUUCCCUUGUACGCCGUUACAGGAAGGUCUUCUUGCUCUGAGCGUGAAGCGCCAAGGGGACUACAUUGGUCGCAACAUACUAGAGCUUGACCCAUACGUCGACCUUGACCGUUUCAAGAAAGCCUGGCUCCAGACUGUCGAAGCGAUUCCGAUCCUCCGAACGCGCAUCGUUGACCUCCCUGGUCAAGGUUUAGUGCAAGCACACAUCAAGACACCCGAAUGCCCCUGGACAGAAGCGAGCGGCGUAGAUGAAUAUGUUACCAUGGAUAGCAACUCUCUUACAGGUCUGGGAUCACCACUGAUGAGAUGCGCCCUCUUCACUGACUCCAAAGUUGCCUUGCUUUCAAAUGGUUCCACAUAUGGAUCUGCAGUUCCCAACGGCCACGCCCCUGAAGCUGCGUGGUACUUCGCACUGACACUGCAUCAUUCCAUCUACGACGGUCUGACCACUCCCUUGAUACUCGAGACCCUGCAUGAUUUCUACAACGGCACCGCAUCUCAGCGCCAUUACAAUCUCCAACCUUUCGUCAAGUACAUCCGCAGCCAAGACAAGGAGAACGUAGUCAAGUUCUGGAAGACCUGGUUUACCGAUCUCAAGGCGGCACAAUUCCCCACCCUGCCGUCCUCGACAAAGCUCCCUCAGACAGACUCAACGCUGAUGCAUCGAAUCGAAGAUGUUGCUUGGCGAACGGAUGACAUCACACCAUCCACGCUGAUACGCGCCACGUUGGCUAUCAUCAUCUCCCAUUACUCACAGUCACCCGACGUCAUACUGGGAGAGGUUUCGGCCGGUCGCAAGAUUCCCAUAGAUGGCAUCGAAAGGCUUGCUGGCCCGACGAUAGCUACCGUACCCGUGAGAAUCAAACUGGAGAAGAAUGCAACAGCCGGGAAGCUUCUCCCAGAACUGCAGCGGCAGGCAGUGGAGCUGAUCCAAUACGAACAGACCGGUCUGUCAGCGAUCCGCCAAAUUAGCGACGAAGCAGCCCAUGCUUGCCAGUUCCAGACACAGUUGGUUGUCCAGUCCGCCGAGGAAAACGUGCAACUGACCGAAGGCGGGCUCUUCGUCUCUGAAGCAAGUCACCAAGCGACCGAGGAUGGGGAUGAUGCACGAUACCACGGCUUCCAAUCCUAUGCGCUAUCUGUGAUUUGCACACCAGGCGACCAUCAGCUCGGCCUACGCUUCUUGUUCGACUCAUCCGUGAUCAAGAGUGAGACGGUCCAGAGGAUGGCGCAGGACUUUGAGCAGGUGUUCAAGAAGUUGUGCUCACCUGACCUGGACGAGGCUAUUCUCGGGGAAAUCAGUCUCACGACGGACGAGGACCUGAACCAGAUCUGGAAAUGGAACUCUCAAGAUUUCGGUACCGUCGACAGGUGUGCUGCAACCUGGAUCGUGGAGCCGGAGAACAGCGAACGCCUCGCCCCUAUCGGUGCAAUCGGAGAAUUGUGCUUGGAGGGUCCCCUCGUGGGCCAAGGAUGUAUGAGAGACCCUGAGUUGGCAGCCAAGUGCUUCCUUCAGGACCCCGAGUGGCUACUACAGGGAAGUCCUGAUGGUAGUGUGCCCGGGCGAAGCGCUCGCUUGUACAAGACGGGGAAUCUUGUCAGGUACAACCCUGCCAACGGUAACGGUACUAUAAUCCAUCUUGGGAAGAAAGCUAGACAGGCGAUGAUCAAGGGGCAGAAAUUUGAUCUCGCCGAGGUUGAGCGUCAGGUUAGGGAUUGCUUCCUCGCAGUCGCGAGCAAUCGAGUCAAGCGUCCUGGAGAUAUUGUCGUGGUAGCAGAGGUGGUGACGCCCCGUGUGACUGGCCGAGAGACCAUCGCCGUCUUCAUACAACUUUCCUGGGACUCAUCAGGUGAAAAACUCGAAUUAAACCUUGAUGAUGUCGUGGACGGCCUCGAGAGCCACGUAAGAGAGCACUUACCCGCCUACAUGAUUCCGGGCGCAUAUGUUCCUAUGCAGGAAAUCCAUGUGACUGCAAAUGGGAAGACAGGCCGCAAGGCCCUGCGCGAGUUAGGGGCAGAAUUGACGUUGAAACAACUGGCCGAUAGCCAAGGUCGUGCGGAUACGGACAACCAGCCGCCUCUCACCGACCGCGAACUACAGCUUCGGGAGCUUUGGGUAGCAAUCCUGGGCGUGUCAUCGGACCAGAUCCAAUGCGACAGUAACCUCCUACUCCUGGGAGGUGACUCCAUCUCGGCAAUGCGGUUGGCUGCGUUAGCACGUAGUCGUGGCAUCUCUCUCACGGUCCAGAGCAUUCUCCAGACACCUCGGCUGAGAGACAUGGCGGAGGCCAUGAUCAAGAUAGACCCAUCGAGCAAAGAGUCUGCCAGUGCUGGGGCAAACACGCCAUUCUCGUUGCUGAAACAUACUGCGGCCGCAAGCAAGGACGUGACUCUUAGCUACAUCGCCAAACAUUGCGGCGUUGAGGUAUCGCAGAUUGAGGAUGCGUUUCCAUGCACCAGCGUGCAGAAGUCGUUGCUAUCCAUGACAGCAAGAUCUGACAGCCAGAACUCCUAUGUCGCCAGAUUUUCGAUACCACUUCGGGCCGACAUCGACCUGGACCGGCUCAAGAACGCGUGGGAGUACGUAGGCAGAGACAUUGCGCCCAUUCUGCGAUACAGAAUAGUCGACCUUCCAGCAGAGGGACUCGUUCAAGUGCAAGUCAACGAGAAAUUAGAGUGGGACACGUAUAGCGAUGUCGACACGUACCUGAACAUCGACCGGGGGAGGCCCAUGGGCUUGGGCACGCGGCUGACUCGGCUUGGACUGAUCGGAGAUGCCAGCAAGGGGACGGUAUCCUGCUCCGUGACGCAACAUCAUGCGAUAUACGACGGCUACUCCGUGGACAUGCUGCUCGCCGAGGUUUUCAAUGCCUAUUCCGGGCUUGUCAACAAAUUCGCCAUCGCACCAUUCCAAGCCUUCAUCAAGGAUAUGAUGGAUACCAGCCAUGAAGAAGCAACAGACUUCUGGCGGCAGCAGUUCGCAGAGUCGGAGGCCGUCCCGUUUCCCACCUUGCCCCACGACGACUACAGACCCAAAGCAAACAGCACGCUUGAACGCGACGUCGCCAAUUUCAAGUUCCCCAAGGGCGACUACACCGCGUCAACUGUCAUCAGAGCAGCAUGGUCGAUCCUCACCGCCUGCUACACCGAUAACAAAGACGUUGUCUUCGGCGCCAUGGUCACUGGGCGACAGGUCCCAAUCGUUGGUAUCGACCGCAUGAUCGCACCCCUGAUCAGUGCAGUGCCAGUACGCGUUAAGUUCGACCCGAAGCAGAGCGUUGCUGGACUGCUUCGCGACAUUCAGCAGCAAGCUGUGGAUAUGAUGGCGUAUGAGCAAACAGAGCUCCUCGACAUCCGGCGCAUCAGUGUCGAGGCCGAGCGAGGGAGCCGUUUCAACACCCUCCUUGUGGUGCAGCCAGUGGGCAAAGUCGAAUAUGCCGACAAGGAGGGCAGUCCGUUCCAGGGCCAGCCGGUCCACCUGUCCAGCAGUGAUGGACUAGACGACUUCAAUCCCAAUGCGGUUAUGAUUAUGCUACAGCCGACCGACACGAGCGGUCUGCACUUCGAGAUCAGCUUUGACUCCACCGUCGUCGAUCAGGUGCAAAUGGAGCGGAUGGCAGGGCAAUUCGAACACAUCCUGCGCCAGCUCAGUGUAGUGUCUGUAGAGACCGCCGUUGAGGAUGUGGACACUAUCAGCGAGCAGGCUAUCAGGAAGUUGUGGGAGUGGAACAACACCGUUCCUGAAGCCGUCAAAAAAUGCAUACACGAUCUCAUCGGCAGAACAAUACAGCAACAGCCCCGGGAACCAGCCAUCUGCGCGUGGGACGGUGACCUGUCCUACGCUGAUCUUGGUCGGCUUUCCGGUCAGCUGGCUUCACAUCUAGCUGCUCGUAGUGCUGGUCCUGGAAGUAUCAUCCCACUGUGCUUCGAGAAGUCCAUGUGGUAUCCGGUCGCAGCACUAGGAGCGAUGAGAGCCGGCGCGGCUUGUGUGGCUAUGGAUUCGACGCAGCCCGAGGAGCGUCUAAGGUCUAUCGUGCAGCAGAUCAAUCCGAAGUUCAUACUUGCGUCUGCGAGCAACGAGGCGUUGGCAAGCCGGCUUGCUGAUGCUGAGGUGGUUGUGGUUGACCGGAGUCAUAUGGAGCAUUAUGAAGGAGCUGUUGCUGGCCAAGAGGUUUCGUCCGAGGUGUCUUCAUCCGACACGUUGUAUGUCGUCUUUACCAGUGGAUCCACAGGUGUGCCCAAGGGCAUAGUGACAACCCACGAGAGCUUCGCCUCUGCCGCGACCCACCAGCGCGAUAUUCUUCGCAUCCGCCCCGGGACCCGUGUUUUCGACUUCGUCUCAUACAACUUUGACGUCUCGUGGUCGAAUCACCUACAAACACUCAUUUGCGGAGGCUGCCUCUGCAUUCCCUCCGAGACACAGCGCAAAAAUGACAUCGCCGGUGCCCUCAAUCGCAUGCAAUGCGACUAUACGUACUUCACACCGUCGGUGGCGAAAUCGCUCGAUCCAUCCACGAUGACGGGACUCAAGAUCCUGGCCAUGGGAGGCGAGGCGAUAUCCAGCAAGGAGGUUGUGCGGUGGACGCAAGUAGAGACUAUCAUCGGCAUCUACGGACCAGCAGAGUGCGCCCAAGCUCUGUCCUUUGCUCUCCUCAGCGCGAAGACUCCAAAUGGGCAUAUUGGACACUCUUACGGCGCCAAUACAUGGCUGGUCCAGCCCGGACGUCCUGGGCACCUCGCAGCCAUUGGAACUGUUGGAGAGUUGAUGAUCGAGGGCCCGACUGUCAGCAACGGCUAUUUCGGGGAACAACUCGCGGAGAGGACCUUGGCAUCCUACAUCCACAGUCCGAAGUGGCUUUCCAAGGGAACAAUCGGGCAUCCCGGACGGCGUGGCACGCUUCACAUGACUGGUGAUCUAUGUCGUUACAACUCAGACGGAUCUUUGGACUUUGUUGGUCGCAAGGACGGAAUGAUCAAGCUUCGAGGCCAGCGUAUCGAGCUGACGGAAGUUGAGCAUCACGUCCAUGCUUGUCUCAACGACACCAAUCUCUGCGCCGGUCUUGUCGCGGAGAUCAUCACACCGAAGAACGGCCGCAGUCCUCUCCUUGCAGUCUUCUUGGGCCUGAGUACAGAGAAAGGGAUGAGACUCACACCGGAAGAGACUCGGCUCAGGCUCAAUCUUGCUCUGGCAGGCAUGGAAGAGAAACUAUGGGAUCGUGUGCCCCAGUACAUGGUACCAGGGGCGUACAUCCAAGUGAGCGAGAUUCCGACGACCACCACCAACAAAACGGACCGACGAAAGCUGCGGGAGCUCGGCAACUCCAUGACGUUGGAGCAGCUCGCAGAAAUACAGCCGCAAGGCAAAGAGCGGCAACCCCCGUCAACCCAGAUGGAGAAACGGCUGCAAGCUCUGUGGUCUUCCGUUCUAGAGAUCAACGCGGCGAGUAUCGGUGCCGACAGUAGCUUCCUCCGAAUCGGUGGCGAGUCCAUCGCCGCUAUGCGACUGGUGGUCGCGGCGCGCGAGCAGGGGAUCGCUCUCACGGUCGCCAAUAUCUUCAAAACGCAGCGCCUUUCUGACCUGGCGCUCGUGGCAAGGGAGAUGGUUGGCAAAGAGGACCUGAAAUCACUAACGCCUUUCUCUUUGCUUAACAAAGGCAGCCCUCAAGACUUCCUCAACAAUUUCGUCUUGCCCGUUCUAGACCCUCAUGUCGGCACAGUCCGGGACGUGAUCCCAACAACGGACUUUCAAGAUAUAUGUAUCCAACAGGCGCUGCAAGAUCCACCUGACAGAUGGCCAUGCAUGAUUUACGAUCUGCCGGCACAUGUCGACUUUCCGAGACUGGAUGUGGCAUGUAGGAAAAUGGCGGAUUACUACGACGUAUUCAAGACCGUCUUUGUCCAAGCAGAAGGCCGAUUCUGGCAAGUACUUCUUUCCGAUCACAAGCUGGCGUACGACUACCUCGAUGCCGCAGAUGAGGAUCUGGCUGCAUUCACAGACGCUAUCUGUGAGGAAGACAUCAGAAGACCCCGAAAGCUGGGCCACUCAUUCAUCCGCUUUGUGGCCGUCAGGCACAACUCUGGGCAGCACAAGCUCGUCAUCCGGAUCUCGCAUGCCCACUUUGAUGGCUUCAGCUGGGGUUCUGUUCUCGAUACCAUAUCUUCCUUCUACAUGGGAAACACUCUGGACAUGACACCUAGCUUCUCCCAUUACAUAGCGUUCCAAAAUUCAGUCAAGGAUCAGAUCCUCUUGUACUGGGCCGCGAGACUUAAGGGAUCAUCAUACCCAUGGUGGAGCGUCGGAGACUCAACUACUCGUGUCUAUAGCCCGGCCGACAGGCUCGAGAUCAAAGAAUACCUCCCAAAGCUGGACAUGUCGCUCCGCGAGGGGGUUCCCAUCGCGACAGUCUUCCAUGCUGCCGUAUGCCUGGCACUAUCCCGCCAACUCAACCAAAAAGAAGUCAUCGUAGGCCGACUAGUAGUCGGCCGGUCCAUGCUCCCAGGCAACCUCCAAAAUAUCGUCGGGCCUACAAUGACCGAGAUACCGAUCCGCGCCACGGUCGACGACCACACCACGUUGGCCGAGCUUGCACGACUUCUGCAGAGCCAGUUCAUCGACGACGCCGCCCACGAGACCGCGGGCAUGGAGCAGAUCAUUAGGCACAGCACGACGUGGCCGGACAAGACUAGGGAUUUCGGCUGGCGCACGGCGUUCCAACAGCAGGAGGAUGGAGGGUUUGAGUUCCUGGGGGAGCCGAGUGCUGUUGCGUACUACCAGAGGCCCAUGCCGCCUCGGUCGCGCCCGGAGGUGUAUGCUACGCCUAUGGAAGAUGGGACAUUGGAGGUUUUGUUCGAGGGCAAUGUUGCGGUCGUCAGCGAGGAGAGUGUGAGGGGAUUCUUGGCUUUGCUGAGACGCGAAUGGGCGGGAUAUUAA
Molecule: messenger RNA, 15603 nt
Organism: Anthostomella pinea
Lineage: Eukaryota; Fungi; Ascomycota; Sordariomycetes; Xylariales; Xylariaceae
Source: the annotation of a GenBank genome assembly